Molecule: messenger RNA, 6206 nt
Organism: Equus caballus (horse)
Lineage: Eukaryota; Metazoa; Chordata; Mammalia; Perissodactyla; Equidae
Source: RefSeq, a predicted model, not a curated record
CGGGCGGGGAGCGUGCCCGUGCUGGCCCGGCGACCGCCGCCGUGCUGGCCGCGCCCCUCUGGCGGGGCGGCCUUGGCGGGGGGCGCGGGAGGGUCUGCCCAUCCCACCGGCUCCGAGCGGGCUCCUGGGCGGGGUUCCGGGCCCCCUCGUGUCUGCGUCUGCGCAGGUCCCUCGCCCGCGGUGUCGGCUGCCGGCGUGAGGGGGCGCCGGCGCUCGUUCUCCGGGCCCCCUCCCUGUCAGCUCCCGGGGCCACGCGGGCGAACAGAGGGUGUGAGGAUUAGUGUGACGCCGUGCGCACGCGCGCGGGGACAGACGGGCUCUAACGCGUGACCCGGAGCCGGGCGUGCGGCCGAGCGCGCGCGACGGCGGCGCCUUCCCCCCGCGCUCGUCCCCGCGUGUCGCUUCUCUGCGUCGCCGCCAGGACAGCCUCCGCGCGCCACGUGCCGUCGCCGUGAGUCCGCGGCUGUCCGGUGACGACUGGAGCUCAGUCGCCGAGCCUCGCGGGCGGCUGCGCACCGCACGCCGGGGAGGGCUGUGCUCAUUCCCGCCUCGGGCCGUCAGACGUCAGACGUCUGUCGUCAGUGUUAGCUAUAGCUCUGUGUCUUGAGUGCUGCGUGCUAGGUACUCCUCAAGUAUUAUUUGUAGUGCCUGCAGCCCCGGAAGGUGAUGGUAUUUGGCACACUUGACAGUUAAAACUGGGCUCAGACACGUUAAAUAACUUGCAAGGCAAGAGGUAGAAAGAGUCGGAGGAAGAAUUCGGAUCUGAGCCUUGCUGCUCCCGAGCCCGGGGCUCUGGGCAGCCAGUGAGGAGUCAGGAUAAGGGUGUGGGUGGGUGCCCACGUGUGCGUGCACGCGCAGGCGCCCAGGGUUUCUGGCUGCUGGUGGGAGGACCCACCUUCGUGACUAGUACAUGGGACAGUUCAAGUAUUGCAGCGUCUCAUCUGUUUAUUUGACGUUCGAUUUUAUUUCUUCAUUAACAGUGAGGUCUUGUCCAAGAGAGUACGGGCUGAAAAGUUCAUCUAAAAGCCAACUUCUGGAAUUGUACGUCUGUUGGUAGCCAGUGGCUGAGGGUGGGGAGACUUGGAGUGCGUUUCAGCCCAGGGUAGGAGGAGCCAACCAUUCAGUAACUCUUAUCACUUAUUGUGCGCCAGGAGCUACGCCAUGGCCUUGGGGUGCAAGGCUGUGUAAGACCUAGUCUCUGUGCUCCAGGGUCUUACAGUUUGGUUGAGGCUGAGGGGCAACUGUGUUGAUAGGGCAGCCACAACCCAAAGAAAGAUGUUGAGGCAGAUAAUCCAUAACCAAGCUAUAGAUCAAAAUUGGGGUGAGUUUGUUAUGAGCCAGAUCUGAGGGCUAGCCCGGGCUCUUCCUUCCCCAAGGAAGGAAGGGCGCCAAAGUGGGGUGUGCAGAGUGAUUAAAUCCCACCGAAGAGCGUUAUCACAUGUGAUUGGAAUGUCCCUUUUACAGUAGUCGGGAGAUAGCCCAGCUGGCACAGCACUGCUGUUCACACAGCAGGCAGCGGGUCUGUUGUUUGGAGCUGAGUGAUCACAGGCUGAGCGCAGCAAUCAGUUCCUAGUGUAGGGAGAAAUGCUCAUCCUUAAGGAAAUGCCAAGUUGGGGGCAGUUGCAUCUUUAUCUUAAGGGUAUUUGUUCUUGUCUUUGGGACACAGCAAACGCUUAAAGCACAUACGUAAUACAUGCUCGAUGGCCAUGUCAAGCCCUUUUGGAAAGCAAGGUCAGGCUGAGUUAAUUUUACACCAAAUGGCCUCCUCAUGUACUCCAAUCCAUUGCUUGACCUUUGUUUAUCAAAAACCUUUCUCAAAACUUCAGUUACCAUGUCCACGGCUGGCUUUAGUAGUGUGGUAGAUGGGCUUUUGUGUGACAGUAUCAUUUCUGCCUGCCACCUGUCACUCCGGAACCACAGCCCAUUCCUUUAGAGUUCGAAUGCUUUUUAAAAAUUCAAGGAAUCCCUUUUGAUGUGAAAAUAACCCUUUAGUGUUAUAUCUUUUUUGAACUGAGAGAAUUUAACAUAAAGAGUUAACUAGGUAUAACAUUGUUAACUAGAUAUCUGAAAGGAUAAAAAGAGAUCUCUGAAAAUACCGUGGAGAUGGCAGCUGGCCAAGUAGUCACUACCCAUAGGACCGAGGAAACUAAGAAAAGUGGUGGGAAUUUUAAAACUUAGAAACUUAGAGAAAGGUCCCCAAGUACUCAAACUCAGAUCUCUAAGGAGGCAGUUGUGCUGCUCAGCUACGUGGAGGGGCUGGCGAGUGGGAAGCAGGCUCUUGAGGUGGCACUGGACAGUGGUGAUGUGUCUCUUGCAGGGGCACAGUGUGGAAGUUCGGCUACAAGUGUCGGGAAAACUGCAGACUGGAUUCAGCUGCUGCAGCAGGGGGCACUGCUGCUGCUGGGGCAACGCUCAAAGUAAUAGAAAGUGGACAGGAAGUCCCCAGGCUGCAGGAGCAAGUCCCUUCUUCCCCCUGCUGUCUUGCAGUGUCCCUUCGAGUGCCCUGACUCGUUGAGUAAGUUGUGGUCUGCAGAGUCAUGGAGAAUCACUGAAUAUUCACACAAGUUUCAUGUGCUAGGAUCAGUUGACAGCCAGGGCUGAGAGUGGGAAGUAAAGCUUUUGGGGAACAGGACAAGGGAACAAGGUGACAAGGCAAUGCUUAACAGCGUGGAGGAAUUAAACUGGCCAGCUUCCCAAUUCAGGGAGCUGGCAGGACUACCUCACUACUGCUAGAACGCAGACGCCGCCUAGGUAUUAGUAGAGGAUCCUAUUACCACCUGUCUGUCUCCCUCAGUGUAUGAUAUGAUAUGUAAACUUGGGUUUGAAGUCAGAGAACGCUGUGAUAUCAAUAGUAUUGUAACUCAGAGUGGUGAAGUGUGCUGGCAGACAAUUACAGACUGUGUGCUUUAUACAGAGUCAGCCCAGGGUCUGGAUUACCGGGGAAGCGUGAGGCUGCUGGGCCCUGUGUGUGAGGCCGUCCACUUACAUUUGUUAUCUCUGACCAGGGGGCAGUUUGAAAUUCGAUAUACACCAUGGCUCCAAUGGACAAGUUUUCCAGAGUUAUUUCCUGAAGUAUUUGACGCUUUGGAAAGUCGUCAAUCCCCUGCUAUUUCUCUCGGCUUAAUGAAGCUGACGUUAUGUCUGGAACGAACCUUGGGUGAUGUAUUUUUACUGAUUGGGAAGGAAUGCCCUUUUCUUUUAAGAGAUCUGCUUGCAUCUGAGGAGCUUGCGCAAGUCUUUGGGCAGUCUGUGGUGGACGUGCUGAAAGUCUUCAUUGGCUCCCCAUGUGGACUCAACCUGCGUAACAUCUUGUGGCAUGGAUUUGCGUCACCUCAUGAAGUUCCUCCAAAGUACUGUUCAAUGAUGAUAUUGUUGACGGCAGGAUUGGGUCAACUACUGAAGACUUACCUUCAACAAGCUAAACUUACAUUGACACAUCGACCUUUCAUAACUCUUACAAACUUAGAGGAUCUGAUUGUUUUCCCUGAUGUUUCUCAUGAGGUGCUUUCAGUAUUAGAAGAAGUGAUGAAGAAAUCCACUUUCAUAUUAAAAAUCAUGUUGCCAUAUUGGGAAGUUGCAUUAAUCAAGUUCAAGUCACAGAGGUUUGCUGACUGUGCCGUAUUGUUACUGACACAACUGGAGACUGGCCUUAGGAAAGUUUUUGCCACGGUUAACAAAUGUCCAAAAAGGCUUCUGACCGCUGAGUCAACAGCUCUUUAUACCACCUUCGAUGAAAUAUUGGCAAAACACUUGAGUGAUGGCAAAAUCAAUCAGCUUCCUCUUUUCCUUGGACAGCCUGCAAUGGAAUUUCUCUGGGAUUUCUUGAACCAUCAGGAGGGUCCUCGUAUAAGAGAUCGUUUAAGCCACGGGGAAAUCAACUUACCUGGAUUUCCAAAGGAAAUAACAGAUCAACUGCUUGCAUUUUCCGUUGUACUUCUACUGAGAUUCGUUGAUGAAGAUCUGUUAUCAGUGUUUAAGGAGAAGACAGCAGUAAGAUCCCUGACUAGUCUUGCAGAAGGCUACAGUGCUCGUUUCCAUCCAGUGUCUUGGCUGAAAAAGCAGGUGCUGGGCUGUGGGGCGAGCAUUGGGCUAUGGCCUCUGCUGCCUCUGCCCGGAGACGCUGAACGGGAAGCAGCCAGAUUAGAAGGCAAUUCUGAAACAAAUGCCUGCAACUCUUUACUUAUAAAAAUCACCUGUGAGCUGUGUCACCACGUGCCUGAGGAUCGUUGUGUUUUUGGUGACUUGGAUGAUCUUCCUACAGAGAAGCAAGUGUCAGGACAUCCUGAGAAUUGGUGGCCGCGGGUGCUCCAUGAACUCUGCAGCAUCCACAUCCCGACCCUCUUCUGUCCCAGAACCGUGCUGGAAGUGCUCGCUGUGCUCCGGAACAUCAGCACGUGCUGCUCCCGCGUGUCGGGCCAGGUCGUGGCCUCCAUGGAGCUGAGACACCAGCAGUGGGUGGAGAAGAGGCUCCGUUCCCGGCAGAGGCAGAACUUCCUGCGCAUGUUGAGUAGCAUUAAGCUUCUGUCUCCUGUGCUUUACCUGAUUUUAUUGCUGAUUGCAGUGGAAAUGGUCAACAUUCAUGAACUUCCAGGAAAAAAUGCUCACGAAUAUCAGCAGUAUCUUAAGUUCUUAAAGUCGGUCUUACAGUACACUGAGAACCUGGUGGCUUACACUAGCCAAGAGAGGAACAAGUGGGCCGAAGCUGUCAGUCUUACACACUCGGCUCUGCUGAAAAUUUGGACUUUCAGUGAGAAGAAACAAAUGUUAAUACAUUUAGCCAAGAAAUCCACAAGCAAAGUAGUCUUAUGAAAACACCUGUAAGUUAGGAUGCUUUUGGUUACAUCAGAAAACCCAACUUGAAUAGCUUUGAACAGCAUGUAAAUUGAAAAUCCAAAAGUAGGAUGGAUUCCAGGGCCUGUUUGAUGAGGGUUCAAGGUCUGUUUCUCUGCAGAUUUCUGAUUUGCGCUUCCUGAGUUGGUGUGAACCUCAGGCUGGAUUCCCUUGUGGUAACCAAAUGGCUAAAGCAGUUUUGGUCCCCUCUCCCCAUGACAUACUGUCCAGAAGGGAGAGAGCUUCUUUUCACCAACUGUUACCCAGAAAUGGGUAGCUUCACUCUUACUGGCCAUAUGCCUACUCUUGAAAUGAUGGCUGUGGUCAGGACCUUGCCCUGCACUCACUGUUCAGGCCAGUAGACGUCCACUCCUGGAUCAGCCAUCGGGGCAUGGAGGGAGCGAUUGACCAGUCCUGCCUCAUCCCUGGAGCUGAGAAUAAGGUCGAAACAAUCCAGAUCUCAUGGGAGAGAACUGGGGAUGAGCAGCUCCUGGAAGGUGUGGUGGGGAAGAUCGUGGAUGCUGGGCAGGAGGUCUUCCCAUCAGCGUUUGUCUGGGAAGGCAGAAGCCCUGGCAAGUAUCUGGAUAUGGCGGGUUUAGUACUGGAUCUGGGGGAGCUGGAACAGUGAAGGUCAGGGAUGCAGCCACUGCAGUUCAGCUUGACCAACCAAAGCAGCAAUUCUCAAGAGUUCCCUGGGCAGCCACUGCAGUUCUCCAGGAUGUCUGGGAAGCUCCCUCUGUCUUGGUUGGCGGCAGCAAAGCCGGUGGUUCUCAAGAAACCCCCGCGAGACUGUCGUGAACCCCAGUUUUGCAUAUGCAUCGGGUGUGCCCAUCCUCAGUGAAUCAUGGCCUCCCUUCAUCCUCCGCCUUCUAGUCCUCACUCACAGCCCUGCAAGGAAGGACAUCCUGCCACGUGUGCUUCUGGCUUCUCUGCUGUCAGAGAUCAGUUUAGAGCAGACCUUCAGGAGGGGCAGUGCUGUGUGACAACAGACAUUCCAGCACAUUCCAUCCAUCCCUUUGUCAACUCUACACCUGCCACCCCCUUUUAAACCAAACUUCUGGGUAAAGACAGUAGAAACAUCCUGCUCCUGCCUGAUGUGAUGCCACUUUGUCAUACAAUGGGAGACCCUGAUCCCACGUGUCAUCAUUUCCACCUCUGGGAGACGAUCUUCUGUCAUAUGGUCAUAGCCUCCCCUGGAGUUAUAGGAUUAACCAAUGUUAACCUCCUGACGUUGGUGCUACAACCAGAAAGGGAAAAAAGAAUUGACUAAUACAUACAAUUACCAAACCAGUGAAAAAAUAUGUGGAGCUUCUGUGCACCUUGCUUUUGCACCUGUGAGCUGGCACUAGUUGGUACUAAAAUUCCUUUUCCUACAA